Messenger RNA from Oryzias melastigma (Indian medaka), 5246 nucleotides. RefSeq names its product POC1 centriolar protein A (gene poc1a). The record is from RefSeq and is a predicted model, not a curated record. Lineage: Eukaryota; Metazoa; Chordata; Actinopteri; Beloniformes; Adrianichthyidae. The transcript has 11 exons. Gene Ontology annotation, molecular function: protein binding. Gene Ontology annotation, biological process: cilium assembly. Gene Ontology annotation, cellular component: ciliary basal body; centriole. The coding region runs from base 1911 to 3314 and encodes 467 amino acids.
AUAGGAAUAGAGAAAUAGAGCAGCAGAGUUAGGGUUUAUGAAUGGAAAAUAGACUAGCAAAUCCUUGUUUUAAGUGCCUGUUUUCUUUUUCAUGCUAAGCUAAAUUUAGGCUAAUUCAUAGUUUUUACUUUGACUCAGUUUUGAUGCUUAAUUUUCUUAUGUUGAUGUUAGAUCACCAGAUAAAUAGGACCAUUUAACCCCUCUGUAACAUAUAAAAAGGCAUAAGAACAAUGUAAAAUAGUAAUCACAUUUUUACUUCCCUUCUAUUGAGUAUUAAAAUGACUAAAUCUGAGAGAAUAUCAUCAUCAGGGGUUAUGGAUCACUGUAAGACAGUGUGGAAAUGCAGAUGGUGUCCAAAACUGUAAAAAAAAAAUAAAAAAAUAAAAAAAACAACAGAUAAGAUUUUAAACCUUACUGUAAAGGAAAUGAUUCUGUGAGUCUUAUUUACAGUAAAAUGUAACCCUUGUAAAAUAUGCAAUGAUUACUUUUUGAAUCAUGGCCUUUAAGUAGUAGAUAUUUAACCUUUUUUGUGUUUGUGUUUGUGCAUAUGUGUAUUGUAUUAGGUGUGACUCUGUGGUGGUGUCCAUGUUUUACUAGUAAAUACGGAAGGGUUCCAGCUAAUUCUUUAACCACUUCCUUCCCCAAAUGUUUCGCAUUUGCUGCAAUUUUUUUUUUCCAAGAACUAGCAGGAAGUAAUUGACUUUUAAAAAUUAACUUUCAGGUGUGAGUCGAUCAGAUUAGCUUGGCAUCUUAAAUGUGACCAUUUUACCGUUAAACAAUAAACUUUUUUUUUUCCUUUGAAGAAAAGAAAGGUGCAAAUUAUGACAGACGGGAAUAAUGAGAUUGAUAAGAAAAGGUCUUUGCAGGAAAAGUUCAUAAGGAAAUUAGUGAAUAUUUGGAAAUAAAUAGCGGUGUAAUUUAUAUAGUUUAUCCCCAAUCAAAGGGAGUUUUAAAGAUUUUUCUCGUAGACAAACACAUGACUGCAUAUUGUGUAAAUACUGUAGAAACAACAUGAUUACUGUAAGAAAUACCACACAAAUAUGGAAUAAAUAGCUUGUUGGUGGUGCAUGACGAAGUCAGAUUAUUGCUGAAACAGCCCACAAGGGGAUUUUGGUAAAGUUAGGUCAGCCCUGUUAUGGUCAACGGGUGUGGUUAUGCAUGGAAUUGCUCAUUUAGGUCAUCAACAUUGUUUUGGGGAAUCAUAACUGAUUUUGCCAUUGAUUUUCUUUACUUUUUAUUUACAUUUUUUUUUUUUUACAAAACAUUCCCAGUAACAAAAUCAGUCAAACAAUGCAUCCCCAAUAAUUAGUGUAUGUCACAAUACAGGAUUAUAUACGUAAAUUAUAUUUAUAUAUGUAUAUAAUUAUAAAAAGUCAAAAGGAUACUAAGACUUUUAAGACAAAACAGGCCAAUUUGAAUGUGAAGAAAACAAAUCAAUGAAAAAAAAGAGUUUAACCGUGUAAUAUAUAUAUUUUAAAGGCAAUUUUCAAAAACCCCAAAUAGAUACCUGCUGCCCCCUAGUGACAAAUAUAGUUAACUACACUUUCUGAUCACUGUUUCUGCGUAAAAACAUUCGUCACAAUAAAUUUGUACCUCCGUAUCUUUUUUAAAUUCUUAACCAUAUCAGCUAGAUAUUUUUUUUAAUUGAAGAGUAAUUUUCAUGGCUAUUUUUUUUUUUGAUCGACGGUCCCUUUAAGAACGGUGGCAGCAGCUCAGCGCCCAAUAGCGGCGCGUAAACUCAACUUUGUUGUUAGCAACUGCUAGCUAACUUUAAGCUAUCAUCAGCAAACUGUUGAGCUAACGAGACGCUUUUGUUUAUAAUUCCCAAAACGACGACGUACAGUACGGGUGUAUUUUCUUGUCAGACACGAGUUAUUCACAUAUAUGCUUUUUAAUUUGACAUAAGGAAAAUGACUUCCCCUUUGUCUGAUCCAACCCUGGAGAGGCAUUUCAAGGGUCACAGGAGUGCAGUGACGAGCGUGGAUUUCAGUUGCAACAUGAAACAGAUCGCCACAGGUUCUGUGGACUCAUGUGUUAUGAUCUGGAACAUGAAACCUCAGAUGCGAGCGUAUCGCUUUGAUGGCCACAAAGACGCAGUCAUGUGUGUGCAGUUUUCUCCAUCAGGUCACAUGGUGGCUUCAGCCUCCAGAGACAAGACUGUGCGUCUUUGGGUUCCCAGCAUGAAGGCUGACUCAACAGAGUUCAGGGCUCACACUGCCACUGUGCGUUGUGUUAACUUUUCUGAGGAUGGACAGACUCUGGUAACAGCCUCUGACGAUAAGACCAUCAAAGUGUGGACCGUUCACAGGCAGAAGUUUCUCUUCUCCUUCAACCAGCACGUCAACUGGGUCCGAUGUGCCAAAUUUUCUCCAGACGACCGUUUGAUUGUAUCAUGCAGCGACGAUAAGACGAUUAAACUGUGGGACAAAAACAGCAGAGAGUGCAUUCAUUCUUUCUUUGAACAUGCUGGUUAUGCAAACCAUGUUGACUUCCACCCCAGUGGAACAUGCAUUGCUGCAGCGAGUACUGACAGCUCUGUUAAGGUUUGGGACAUCAGAACCUAUAAGAUGCUUCAGCACUACCAAGUCCACAGUGGCGUGGUGAACAGUUUGUCUUUCCAUCCUGCUGGUAACUUUCUCAUCACGGCCUCCAGCGAUUCUACAAUGAAAAUAUUGGAUCUUUUAGAGGGAAAACUACUGUACACGCUACACGGACACCAGAGUUCAGUUACCUGUGUGGCCUUUUCUCGGACAGGGGACUACUUUUCUUCUGGAGGAGCUGAUGAGCAGGUGAUGGUGUGGAAGAGUAACUUUGACAGCAUCAAGCCCAGCAAUGGGGUCAAAGUGCAACAGAAAGGCACAUCCAGAGUCAGGCCACCAACGAGCAGCUCCUCGGCUCGCUUUCCUCCCAACUCUGACCCAUCUGUGCUUCACUAUCAGACAUCUGAACCAGCAGAGCAUGUUAACAGACAGGAAUCUCAAACUGCUUCCCACGCUCAGAGCUUCAGUCAUGGAAGUCACAGCAGAGCAACUCACUCCCAAGUCUACAGAGACCCCAGCAUCAGCUCCUCUUCCACCCAACAAACUUCACAGCUGCCUUCACGCCACCAUCAAUCAGAGAGCCAUGCUUCAGAUGGAAAGGUUCCUUCUGGCGUAGCGAACGCCCUGGAACACAUUAUAGGUCAGCUGGAUAUUCUUACUCAGACCGUUUCAAUCUUGGAACAACGGCUGACGCUGACGGAGGACAAGCUCAAAGAGUGUUUGGAGAAUCAAGUGGAGAUUGGGUUACAUCUCCAGAGAGAAGAAGCAAAAUGAUUAGUUUAGUUUUUUAUUAAUAUUAUCUUAAACAAAUGUGAUAAAAAAAUGUCCUAAUGCCUUACCACUGAUUUACUCUGGUUAUGUUGCACCGAGAAAUCUGAGUUAAGAAAGUUGAAUAUUAUUAGACGUUUUUCUGCAGGAGUGCUUAGUGCGCAGUCUUUUCUGCUGACGGAGGACUAAAGUGUCUGCAUGUGUUUGUGUGUGUCUGCAUUAGCAAGAUGAUGCUGUCUGAAAAAGAGUUAGCACAAAGAAAGGACUUCAGGGCUUCAUGUCCACAAACGGACGUCAAAAACUCUAUUUUUAAAGUUUACAUCCACUUCUCAUUAAAUCAGUCACAUCAUUUGUUAUUAGAUUCAUAUUUAAGAAUAAAAUGUAUUGUUUUUCUUAAUUUCAACUCUUGAUUUUUUUUCCUAAAAGCAAUAAAUUAUUUUACUUUUCUCUUUUGUCUUAAAUGAGAAUGGCUUUUUAGAUUAAACUUUGUUCACUAAGUUUAUUACAGAUCAAGGCUAACAAGGUGCUACAGGGUACACUACACCUUAAAACGGACUGUGGAAAUCUUUGCGUUCACAUCUAAAUCCAGCUAAAUAAUGUGUAAGCACAGUUCUCUUGUUGUGCCCACACACUGUUUCCCAUGUUGCAUAGUUUCAAACCCACUGGAGCCAGAUGCAUAACUUUAAUACUUAAAAGCAAAAUCUAUAGACCAUCAAACACAUUAGGAGCGAUGGGAAAUUGUUAGAAGAAGGCCCAUCUUUUACCUCCUCAACUACAGCUAAUCUGAGUAUUAGAUCUUCCAUGGAUUCCAUGGACUCAUUCAGAGAUUCUGCAAGUUUUCCUGUUAAAAUAGUGCAAGAGGUUCAUCAUAGAUACUUCUACUGGGAGAAAUAUGUGAAAAAAAAGCAGAAUCCAGAAAAUAAAAUUGUCUGAUUUUUAGAGAAUGUAUUUGUAUAGUGGUGUAAAAAAUGAGUAUUUGGUUAACAAAAAAAUAAAAGAAUCACCUCAGUAUGUUGUGAUGUAACCCUGGUUGACAAUGACAGUGGGUAAAUGUUUCCUGAAAGUUGCCUCAUUCAUCCUUUCCUUAACACGGAUCAGUCGUUCUGGUCCCUUUGCAGAAAAGCAGCUCUAAAGCAUGAUGUUUCCACCCCCAUGCUUCACAGUGGGUGUGGUGGUCUUGGGAUCCAACAUCUCUUUCCUCUCCAAACAUAACAACAACAAAAUCAUCUCAUCUGAUCACAUGACCUUCUCCCAGUCCUUCUCUGGAUCAUCCAGAUUAUCUCUGGAGAACUUCCGACAGACCUGGAGACGUUCCCCGUCUUAAAUGGAAUCCAAGGUGGAGGGAGAUUGUCAGUACUUUUGUAUUUCUUCUAUUUUUUUUAAUAAUUGCUCCAACAAUCUUCUCUCCAAACUGCUUGUUCGGGUGAACAAUCUUGUUCUUGGUGUCUUUUGACAGCUCUUUGGUCAUGGUGGAGAGGUUGAAAUUAGACUGUUUAGGGGUGUGGACAGAGAAUCAUUUCAAACGGGUGACAUGAAGUAGUAACAGGUCUGUGAGGGACAGAACUUUUGUUUGUUUGUAGGAAAUUAGUACUUAUUUUCUCCAAGGUUCUAUAAAUAAAUCCUUUGAAAUUCCCACAUUGUGAUUUCCUCCAUUCUUUUUUUUUCUUUUAAUUUCCACCCCCAUGUUUUUACAUUGAACCCAACCUGAUUUAAUUCAACAUUUACAUGUAAAAUUAUUUAAUUUAUCACAUUUUUAGAGUUUGGUGAAAGUGAGAGAGCAAUGUCACUUUCACAUUAUUUUUGGUUCUCUCAAGAACCAGCCAAACAUGCUCCACUGAUAAAAGCUAGAUGAGAGAAGCUGUGCGAAUUCAAAGAAUCCUGCCCCAUUCAAAGACAAAAGACAGGAUAACAAAGAAUGGGAAGAAAAGGUAAGAGCUC